UAUAUAUAGUAAGAAUACAUCCACCGACUCCCUAUCUACAUCUUCUCAAUCUUCAUUGUUACUUUGCCCAACUAUUUUCUUCUCGACAUUCAUUUCAUUUCUAUCACAAACCAACAACUUUCACAACCAUGGAAAGAUUAGCAGCAUUUUUCGUUGUUUGCUUACUCUCUGCAUCAAUUUCUUCUGCCACUUCCAUCGGCAACCCUCUCCUUGUCGAAGGAAAAGCUUACUGUGACACUUGCCACUGCGGUUUUGAAACCCCUGCCACCAAGUACCUCGCCGGCGCAAAGGUUAAAAUUGAGUGCAGGCAUAGGGUGACGGAAGCACAGACUUACAAUGCUGAAGGUGUGACCAACUCUAAAGGAGAAUAUAAUAUCUUGGUUAACAGUGACCGUGGUGAUGAUGUCUGCGAUGCAUAGGCGAACCCACGUGAUCCAUGUGCACCCAAUAACUUUUUAAAAAAAUCGUAUAUAUAUAUGUAUAAAUACUGUAAAAAAAUUGGUAAUAUAUCAAAUCGUGCACCCAUAAUAUCAAAGUUUAUCUGGGUGCACUUGUUCAGAGAUCAUA
Molecule: messenger RNA, 567 nt
Organism: Capsicum annuum
Lineage: Eukaryota; Viridiplantae; Streptophyta; Magnoliopsida; Solanales; Solanaceae
Product: anther-specific protein LAT52
Exons: 2
Coding region: 129-419 (96 amino acids)
Source: RefSeq, a predicted model, not a curated record